AUGGCAUCACCCCCGAAGCUCUUGCUUGGCGAUGUACUCGUCACGGGAGGAUGCGGCUUCCUGGGCCACUACAUCGUCCGUCAGUUACUCGAGGAUAGUGAAAGCGGUGCCGUGCAUGUGAUUGAUCGCGACACCACUCACAACCGCAUCGACGGAGCGAAUUACAUCAAGGCUAGCAUCACAGACGAGGAAAAAGUACGGGCGCUGGUCAUCAAUGACCUACGCCCCCGAGUCAUUUUCCACUGUGCAUCGCCCAACUUUAGCUACCCUACCCUGAGUGCAGGUACAAACGACCAAUACGUCAGCAACGUCAAGGGCACCGAGAUACUGCUCAAGGCCGCCAAGGACAGCCCGCACACGGAGGCCUUUGUGUUCACGUCGAGCGUGGAUAUGUACUCGGGCGCACCGCACAACAACGCCGACGAAACCCAGCCCACCUGGCAGGAUGCCGACUUCAGCCCCGGCGUCGAUGCAUAUCGUCACAGCAAAGCCCUCGCGGCAAGGCGGGUGAUCGCGGCAAACGCCAGCGACGGGACCGGGCCCGGAAAGCUCAAGACUGCAUCACUGGCCCUGGCGCACAUGUAUGGCGUCCGCGACUCUCAGCUCACGCGGGCCAUGCUCGACAGCUACGGCGCAGAGGGCGUCCCGCUCGUGGCGAUCGGCAAGGGGGAGAACUUGGUCAGCGUCGUGUCUUCAGAGAAUGCCGCAAAGGCGCAUCUGCUCGCGGCGAAAGCCAUGCUGGAUCCGUCGCGUGCCAACGGCAAGGUCGCAGGGGAGACGUUCAACGUGGCCGAGGACCCGCCCAUCUUGUUCUGGCACCACAUGCGGACGCUCUGGAAAGCGGCCAGGGGAGAGGCCGCGGUGAAGCAGGCCUGGACGAUGCCCGGGUGGGUGAUGGAGUGGGCUGCCUUUUGCGUCGAGUGGAUUCUUCGCGUCUUUACGCUUGGAUUCGUGAGCCCGCCGACUAUGCUUAGUAGCACUUCUAUAAGCUACGUUUUGUACUCUCAUACAUAUGAUUCUCGCAAGCUGAGGGAUGUGCUUGGGUUCCACCCCAAGUCCUCGGACCACGACAGGAUAGUUGAUGAGGCGGUCAAGUGGGAGUUGCAGAGGAGGCAAGAGCUGAAGGGGAGGAAACAGGAGUAG
Molecule: messenger RNA, 1143 nt
Organism: Pyricularia oryzae 70-15
Lineage: Eukaryota; Fungi; Ascomycota; Sordariomycetes; Magnaporthales; Pyriculariaceae
Product: C-3 sterol dehydrogenase/C-4 decarboxylase
Exons: 1
Coding region: 1-1143 (380 amino acids)
Biological process (GO): steroid biosynthetic process
Molecular function (GO): 3-beta-hydroxy-Delta5-steroid dehydrogenase (NAD+) activity
Source: RefSeq, a predicted model, not a curated record